Molecule: messenger RNA, 1919 nt
Organism: Capsicum annuum
Lineage: Eukaryota; Viridiplantae; Streptophyta; Magnoliopsida; Solanales; Solanaceae
Product: zinc finger CCCH domain-containing protein 1
Exons: 7
Coding region: 583-1596 (337 amino acids)
Biological process (GO): snoRNA splicing
Cellular component (GO): U2-type spliceosomal complex
Molecular function (GO): metal ion binding
Source: RefSeq, a predicted model, not a curated record
UACAUAAGGGACCAUUUCCAGAACCCAAAUUAUGUUCCCGUCAAAACGAAAAACAAACAAACCCUCCCCAAUUACCCACCACCACCACCGCCGGUUCGCUACCGCCACUGGUUCGCCGCCACCGUUGUUUCCGUAAAGCUGCCGUCUCCCGUUUUAUCGUGUGGCACCUGGAAGCUCCAAGUCCCGAAUCUGCUCUUGGAAAGACUUUGGUGAACUACUCAACCGUCUCUCUCUCAAAGCAAAAUCAGAGCUAUGGAGAAUUCAGACACACCAGCAUGUGAUUCAAAUGCUCCUAAAGCUGAAGCUGAACAGCUGCCAGCAGCUCCAACUUCUUCAAGUCCCGGCAUUAUGAAGAGUGGGUUUGUGUUUUGGGCCUGUGAAUAGGAGAAGCUUGGGGCAGUUCAACCGUUUUAGUAAUGAAAGCAUACCUAUUUCCAUGCAGCAACUGAAGUUUCUACAUAGUUCUAGUUCCUUUUUUUGGGGCAAGCAUUAGACAGCAGUUGGAGUUCCAGGGAAGUAUUAAACAGGCAUUCCAUUGCAGUCCAACCUACUAAAAAAAUUCGGAGAACCUUCUGAUUAUGCAUGAUGCAUUGGGAUCCCAGUAGUAGAGCAUGGUUCUUGUCUGAGCAUCUAUCUGCUCCCUGUCCAGUACUAUUAUUAUUAUGCAAUUUUUUUAAAAAACCAUCCAAGGGGAAGAAUAUCAGAAAGCGUCCUGCGGUUGACGAGGGGGAGAAUGACGAUGCAGAGGGUGAUAGUUCAGUCAUAUAUACCAAGAAAAAAUCAGCGGUUAAUAAUAAGCUGCAUUUUUCAACUGGACCUUCAAAAUCCAACAAGGAUACUGAAUCCAGUGUGGAUUCAAAAGCCUCUCGUUUUCAUUUUGAGUCCUCUAAGGAAAUUCAAGUUCAGAAUGAUAGUAGAGCAACAGCCACUUUAGAAACUGAGACUGAGUUCUCGAAAGAUGCUCGGGCCAUUCGGGAAAGAGCUCUGAAGCAGGCAGAGGAGGCUUUAAAGGGAAAAAGCAAGGCAGGCGGUGAUGAGAAAUUGUAUAAGGGUAUCAAUCAAUACACUGAUUACAAAGCUGGUUUGAGAAGAGAACAUACGAUCUCUAGUGAGAAAGCCGGUGGAGCGCAUGGUCCUCUCAGGGCUUCUGCUCACAUCAGAGUUUCAGCAAGGUUUGACUAUCAACCAGAUAUCUGUAAGGACUAUAAAGAGACGGGAUAUUGUGGAUACGGAGACUCCUGCAAAUUUAUGCAUGACCGCGGAGAUUAUAAGUCUGGCUGGCAGAUGGAAAGGGAGUGGGAAGAAGCUGAGAAAGAGAGGAAAAGAAAAUUGGCUCUGGGGAUGUUGGAUGAGGAUGACGAGGAUGCAGAGAAGAGUGAUGAAGAUGAUGAUGACGCAUUACCAUUUGCUUGUUUUAUCUGCAGAGAGCCUUUUGUUGAUCCUGUUGUGACCAAAUGCAAGCAUUACUUCUGUGAGCACUGUGCAUUAAAGCACCAUGCAAAGAAUAAGAAGUGCUAUGUGUGCAACCAGCCAACCCUUGGGAUAUUCAAUACAGCAUUUGAAAUACGCAAAAAAAUGGCGGCUCAAGGAAAAUGAUGGAUCUUCUGCCAGUUCUCUCUUUCAUGAUGUGAUAGAAGUGGAUCUUGCUUUACUGAUUCACUUUUGACGUUUCGAGUUUGAAGCUGAUGGUGAUUGAUGUAUGAUCGUGAAGUUCUAAACUACACUGGAUCUGGAAGAUGAAGACCAGCACAUUGACUUGAACACCCAUUAUUUCCACCCACUCUCCUUUAAUGUGAAGAGUAUAAAGAUAUGUUUUGAUAUAAGUUUUUAGCUGAUAAUACUAAUGACAACUUGUUCGGAAUUAAAGCAUGUAUUUUUCCCUUUAUUGUAUGAUGGAUUUAGUGAAUGGUUCAUUUUCA